Molecule: messenger RNA, 2975 nt
Organism: Canis lupus familiaris (dog)
Lineage: Eukaryota; Metazoa; Chordata; Mammalia; Carnivora; Canidae
Gene: MDFIC
Product: MyoD family inhibitor domain containing
Exons: 7
Coding region: 62-1090 (342 amino acids)
Source: RefSeq, a predicted model, not a curated record
AGACUCAAGAUAUCUCUGAACUUUUGUGCAUGACAAUAUUGUCUCCAUUUCUUGGAAAACUAUGGCACAUACUGAACUUCAAAAGCUCAUUAAAAAAUGUGAUAAAGAAAAUGCUGAGAGAACUAUAACUCAAGCUACCGAUAGCUGCUUCUCACGUGGAGAGAUGCAAGACCAGCCCGUUUGGGGAAAUUGUUCGGAUGACGAACUCAUACAAACCCAACCCCAGCGCUUGCCUCAGCUUCCGACAUGCUCAGAGGAACCAAGCGAGGAGGAAACCAGCAAGAUAAAGAACGGCCACACAAGUCUGAGCAAUGGGAAUGGAAUUCACCAUGGGGCCAAACACGUAUCUGCAGAUAAUCGAAGACUUUCAGCACCUGUUUCUCACAAAAUGCAUAGAAAAAUUCAGUCCAGCUUGUCUGUAAACAGCGAUAUCAGUAAGAAGAGUAAAGUAAAUGCUGUCUUUUCCCAAAAGACAGGCUCUUCACCUGAAGUAAACUUUAGGAUUAGAGAUAUUCCAACCGGCCCAUUGAAUAAAGUCAGCAGUGAAUCAGUUCAGAUUGCUGUGUCCACUGUAUCCUGGCCUGCUUGUUCUGUGAAUUCCUCACCCUCUGCAAUAUUGUCCUGGGCCAAGCUUCCUGUGGCAUCUGCACCUCAGAAGCCUGCUGCUGUUGCUGUGGAGACGAAAUGGGGGAUGACUGUAACUGCCCAUGUGACAUGGAUUGUGGCAUCAUGGAUGCUUGUUGUGAAUCAUCGGACUGUUUGGAAAUCUGUAUGGAAUGCUGUGGAAUUUGUUUUCCUUCAUAGCACCGUGAAUCCAAAUGCCACGAUCACGUUCUCACGAAGCCAGGAGCCAGCCGGGUGCAAAGGCUUCGGAGCGCAGCCCCAGCCGAGCCCAGCCCGAAGGCAGGCUCUCUCGGAGGCAGGGACUGCACCAGCCCGUUCCUCCCCAAGCCGGGACACCAGUGUGACAGUGUCCGCAGGGGCCACACCGACAGCUCCGAAGCUGCCCGACGUCAACACAAGGACUUCCCUGGCCUCGCCUGAGCGCUGGCUACGAGGUUUCCCCUUUCUCCUGUCUAGGGGUUUUUGAGUUGCUCCAUUUGGCCCCCUGGGGCCCCCUUGUCAGAAUCACGUCUUUGGCUGAUGACUAGUGACUCUGGACUAAGGACGUUUCACAUGGAUCCCCGGAGCCAAUGUUUGGGGUUGGCUUCAAAUCGGAGUCUCCUCCCUGCUGGCUUUCAAGAUACACGCCAUCAUUUCAACACAGCAUCCUUAGGGAUCCAAAGCAACUAUUUCCAUCCUCCUUUCAAAGGACAGAGGGGAACGUGGGGCAAGGAGUCAGAAAAAAUAUCCCAGACCUUUAAGAACGGAGGCUGAUGAAGAGCCAUUGCAUCAUAGUAAAUGAACGUCCUGCUACCUUGACCGGGUCAGGGCCUGGAGACCAGCGAAGCUCACUGCUGCAGGUUCGUUACUACUUUGUGUACCUGUUGCAGAGUCUAUUCCACGGAGGCAUUUAGCUUGUUCUGAGCUAAUAUAUGUAUACACACACACACACACACACAUACACACACAAUUUAGAUAUAUAGCCCUUUUUCUAAAAAAUAGGUCUUGUUUUCCAUAUUGCUAUACGCUCCAAGCAAAGGAGGACCUCAAAGGACGAACCUUAAAUGGACCACAGAGAGAAUCUGAAUAGACAUUUUUACAAAGACGACCUGCAGAUGGCUAACAGGUCCAUGAAAAGAUGUUCGAAGUCACUAUUCAGCAGAGAAAUGCGAGUUAAAACCCCAAUGACAUAUCACCUCGCCCCAGCCAGAAUGGCUAGUAUGAAAAAGACAAAAAAAAUAAGUGUUAGCAAGAAAAGAGAAGAAAAGAGAGCCCUUGUGUGCUGUUGGUGGGACUGUCCAUUGGUACGGCCACUAUGAAAGCAGGAUGGAGGUCUCUCAAAAAAUUAAGGGGACUAUCAUGUGAUCUAGCAAUUCCACUUCUAUUUAUCUGAAAGAAAUGAAAACACCACUAACUCAAAAAGAUAUCUACACCUCCAUGUUCAUUGUAUCAUUAUUUACAACAGCUGAGAUUGCAUUCUUACAGUAGCUGUUAAUAACUGAAAGAAUGGAUAAAUGUGGGGCACGCACACGCGCGCGCACACACACACACACAGGAAUAUUCAUUAGCCAUAAAAAAUUAGGAAAUUCUACCAUUUGUAACAGAUGGACCUUGAAGGCAUUAUGCUAAGUGAAAUAGCCAGAGAAAGAAGCACAAAUACCAUAUGAUUUCACUUAUAUGUGGAAUUAAAAAACACAAAAUCUCAAAACCCAAAAAGCAAACGGGGACUCACAGAUACAGAGACUAGGUUGGUGGUGGCCUGAGGCAAGGGACUGGGGGGGUAGGUGAGACAGGGGAAAGUGGUCAAAAGGUACCAACCUGUGGUUAAAAAGAAAAAGAAAGCUCAUUUAUACAGAAUUAUGGAAAUGUGUAUGUUGUAAGUCUCUCACAAGGUUAUAAAUUAAUACCUAAUGUUUAGGAUUAAUUUUGAGCUGAAUUUAAGUCAACGAAGUUCUCCUAUUAGGAAAGCAACUUACUGAUAUUAUUUCCAACCUCAGAACUUUCUUCCAUGCCCUAAGUAUUUGAUGACCUUAUAAACAACAUUUACUUAUUACCAUAUAUAAAAUACUACUGUCAGGUCUGCAAAGUCACGAUUACCCAGAAUCUAGACCCAAUUCUUUGGGGGUUGGGACAGUGGGGCAGGAGGGAGAACCAGUAUGUUUCAUUUUUGAAGUUUAUCAGUUCUUAUAAAUAUUUAAAAUUGGACACAAUCUGUUUCUUCAGUUCGAUUGUAACCAUCUGUGGAUCCCAAAUAUAAACAAUAAAAAUAAAAACACUUGAAUAAAGUUCAGAAUCCCAGUGAAAGCUUCUUAUUCAGAAUUCGGAAAAAUGUCUCAAGAAAAUAAUUUGUCUUUUAAGAAAUAUGGUAACUC